GGCGCCACCAGCCCGUCUGUGCUCAUCUGGGUUUACUUUCACUUUCGACGGUCAGUCAGAAGCUCUGCAGACUGGAACUGGACCGGAACAUCUGGACACGUCUCCCCGAGCUGAGUGUCAAACUCCAUCCUCCAUCUUUGAUCUGAUCCUGAAAAUAAGAAGAUGGGUAACGAGCUGAGUGCAGAGGAGAGGAGGGACAUGGAGAAGAGACGCAUGGACCACUUUGGGCGUCAUAUCAGCGAGGGUCAGAACCUGAGAGUCAACAGAACCAUCAGGAUGCUCACCAGUCUGGACUCUUCUGACCACCUGACACAACACUACGAAAGGAGGAGAACGGAGGCGGGAAGCAGAGCUGCAGACUGGAUCCAGAGGCUGGUGGAGCAGCUGGGGGCCUUGACUCCAGCUCCUGAGCUGGCGGGCCUCGGAGCGCUGGCCAUCGCCAUCAUCAUCGACAGCAACUCCUCCGGUCCACCUGAGGAGAGCACGAAGGAGGCUCUGAGGUGUGUGUUUGCUGAGGAGAAGGCCUCCGAGGUCUGGGAUCACAUCGACGAGUGUCUGAAGAGAUGCGUGAUGCACGUCGACAACACGGAGGAGCUGCUGGGCGACAUCAGAAGGAUCGAGGUCCAGCUGAGCGCCGCCAUCACCAGGCUGAAGAACUCCAUGGUGAGGGACGGGCACAUGACGUCUGAGGCUCUGAAGGCCUGGGUGAACGGGGCAGCCUUCCACAUCCAGGUGCUGAUUCACCUGGUGAGACUGGGAGGGAUUCAGAGCUGUGAUCCUGUGGAGAGACUCAUCUCUGCUUACCUGAGCGACCUGGACCUGCUGUUUGAGAAGCACAAGGAGGUGAUAAGAGAGAAGUGCAGAAAAACCAAAGUGUACAACAGCAUAGGAACUGCACUGGACAAUCCGUGGGAAAACCUUCUGGUGGAUCACUACCUGGUGGAUGAUACUUCAGAAUGGCAUGAGCUGUCAUUAUGUUUGACCUUUGAACAAUAUUGUGAGGUUUAUUAUGAUCGCAGGUACGUCACACAGAAGCUGGAGACUCAGACUUACUUCAGCGACAUGAGAAGGGACCUGCAGCAGCUGGUUGAUCAGAGAGGCUCCUUUAAUGUCCACUGAGAGGCUGAGAGACCUGCAGAGACACCAGGGGGACCACACCUGUCCCAGCUCACCUGUGUCCUGACUCAGACCAGCACAGGGCUGUCCACAUACUUUAGGCCAUGUCUCCUAAUUGAUGUCAAAUGAAAAUCAAUAACAAUAAAUGUUUUUUGUCUGACUGGA
Acanthopagrus latus (yellowfin seabream) is the source of this 1281-nucleotide messenger RNA. RefSeq lists its product as uncharacterized. The transcript is spliced from 2 exons. NCBI's taxonomy places the organism in Eukaryota, Metazoa, Chordata, Actinopteri, Spariformes, Sparidae. The record is from RefSeq and is a predicted model, not a curated record. Bases 163 to 1119 code for a protein of 318 amino acids.